Molecule: messenger RNA, 2427 nt
Organism: Periophthalmus magnuspinnatus
Lineage: Eukaryota; Metazoa; Chordata; Actinopteri; Gobiiformes; Gobiidae
Gene: kbtbd7
Product: kelch repeat and BTB (POZ) domain containing 7
Exons: 1
Coding region: 284-2143 (619 amino acids)
Molecular function (GO): protein binding
Source: RefSeq, a predicted model, not a curated record
CCGUCUGGUAGGCAGCUUAUAUUUAUCGAACAAGUCUUACUACUGAUGACUUUUGGCAGACGAAGGACUUUGUGUCUUAUGGAAAUGGCAAGAUCUAUGAAAUGCCGUUAAAAUUGUGGCUUUAUUACGUUUUUUACAUACAUGGACCCGUUGGUGAUGGAAUGUAGCUUACUGUAUUACGUUUACGUCGUGUUUGUGCCAGUAACGCUUGUGGAUUAUGCUAAACGAGUGAUUUCGAUGUGCUUGAGCCAAACGUCAGUGAAGUCUUUAUAAUUAGACAUCAAUGGCUUCAGCGUUGAGUUGCUUCGGCGGUCCGGAGGUGCUGGAGGACGUAAAUCACGCUCAGGGGCUAAUGAAGCAAAUGAAACUGCUGUACGACUGUCAUCUGCUGGGAGACGUGACCAUUGAAGUUCUGAGCGAAGGAGAUUUACUGGAGCACGGAGGGGACACUGCCACUGGGGACAAACCUCAACUUUUCCUGUGCAGCCGGAUCGUCCUCGCUUCAGCCAGCCCCUAUUUCAAAAGUAUGUUUACUGGAGGCUUGAAUGAAAGUAUACAACAGAGAGUGGUCAUCCGUGGUGUAGAUGCAGAGUCCAUGUCUGUUAUAAUUGACUAUUGUUACACAGGAAGAGUUUCUAUCACUGAGAGAAAUGUCCAAAGACUUUAUGCUGCUUCUAACAUGCUUCAGCUUGAAUAUAUAAGAGAAGCGUGCUCUAGUUUCAUGACCAGACGGCUGGACCUUUCCAAUUGCGUCAUGAUUUUAAAAUUUGCUGACACUUUUGACAAUCCUGAUCUUAAACAUAAUGCACAAGCUUUCAUAGCUAGAAACUUCAAUCUGCUCUGCAAUACUGGGGAAUUAUGUGGUCUGGACUUAAAACAACUCAAAGAACUACUCAUGCUAGAUUCCUUAGAUGUUGACUCUGAAAGAAAAGUAUGCUCUGCAGCUUUACAAUGGAUAGAGACAAAUGCUUCACAGGAAGAUGCGAUGCAAGUUCUUAAAUGUGUGCGCUGGGACUUGUUUACAGAAAAAGACAAGUGUUAUCUUGAAGGUCUUAUGGCAAGGCCUUUCCUCGAUGCUUACAUUGCUUCUGUCUUCAAUUCCUCUCCAGAGAGCAACUGCGGACUUCCUGCACCUUUGCCAAAACACAGAAUAGGUGUUAGUGCCAAAGAAAUGAUAAUUUUCUUUGGUUUGCCAAAUGAUAACAUAAUGUGCUGUGAUCCUUAUUCAGAGGAUCUCUACUUCAUGUCUCCACCUCUUCAAGACCUGAGCAGCCAAGAUUACAAACGCUUUACUGUGGAGUCCCUAAAUGCCUGCGCAAGCCCGGAAAACAACCUGUACCUCGCUUCCCACCUGUCAAAACAUUUCUGGCUUUACAAUCCAGUGAAAAAUUCGUGGCAGGAGUUGGCAGAGAGACCUCUUGGGAGGAUCCACUCAGGGAUGGGUUACCUCAAUGGUCACGUGUACCUUUUAGGUGGUAGAAACCCAGUUACUGAUGCCAGAAUAAAAGAAGUUGAAUGUUACAGUGUUCAAAGGAACCAGUGGACAUUUGUAGCUCCUCUGCCUCACUCUCUGGGGAAAAUGCAAGUAGUGGCACUGAAUGAUCACUUGUAUGUUGUGAAUAAAAGACGAAUGCUUUGUUACGACCCCAAGAAGAACCGCUGGCGUCACUGUGGGUCACUGAGGCGCGAUAAGCUGCACAAAGCUUGCGUUUUUCAGGACCAAAUUAUCUGUGUUUGUGACAUUCCUGUUGUGAAGGCUUACAGUCCGACCAGAGGGGAGUGGAGGAGGCUGCGUGACAUUCCCAUAGAUAGUCGCGCUCUAAAUUACCAAGUGAUUCAACACAACGGCAAAUUGCUCCUCCUCACACAAACUCUUCUGCAGCAUAACAAAAACAGGGUCCUCAUUCAUGAAUAUGAUCCAGUUCGGGACAGCUGGAAGGGCAUAAUGGCAGUUUAUGUGUCCACUUUGGGCCCUGUAUGUGUCUCAAUGCGUGUUUACCCAGCAUGCCUCAGUUCAGCUCGCAGGUUCUCCGUAGAGGAAGAUGAUGACAGUGGCUCCAGCGCAGAUUGGGAUUUUGAUGGACUGACAGAUGCAGACACUGAUUCAGGCAGCUCUAGCUCAUUUUCAGAUGAAAACUGGUAAUGGGUAUUUCCUGAUUAAUAACUAAGAGGAAAAGUUAAUUUAUUUUUAAUUAUUUAAAAUGGUUUGGGAUGACAGGUGAAAAACACCAACAUAAACCAGUUACUUUAACACAUGAAUAUGCUUAGGAGUAUUUAUUAUGCGAUUGGGAAAGAAAAGCUGCAUAAUAUGUAUACAAUUAUUCUAUUUAAAUAUUGUGAAAGGUACAGUACAGGGUACAGGCAACACAAAUAUAAAAUGAAACUCCACUGAAAACAAACUCACUGAAUCUCCAGCCCUGUGUAAAA